Messenger RNA from Verticillium alfalfae VaMs.102, 574 nucleotides. RefSeq lists its product as hypothetical. The transcript has a single exon. The record is from RefSeq and is a predicted model, not a curated record. Bases 106 to 537 code for a protein of 143 amino acids. Lineage: Eukaryota; Fungi; Ascomycota; Sordariomycetes; Glomerellales; Plectosphaerellaceae.
GUGGCAAUCGAAGCACCCUCACCUCAAAGAUUUGAGCGACCGUGCGGGCAACCAAGUUCGCCUGCAUACGUGCACGGCGCACAGAAGCCAACCUGAAGCUACAACAUGGGACAAACUAACCAAGCCAACCAAGGCGACGCCAUCGCGACCAGUGGUUUCAUUGGGCCCAACGCGGGGCAUGCGUAUGCUCUCACUGGGCUCUUGCUACCCUGUUUUGACGAGGUCGAACCUCCUGCAAGUCAAUCGACCAUGUCACGCCCAUCGACAAACUGCCUGCCCACACCAGGAAAGAUGAUAGGGAAGAAGAGACAGGUCCGUCUCGCAGGGGCACGUCUUGACGACCGCCCUUUGGAAGGGGUGCAGGACGGUUGGGGGCCACAGGUCUCAGAAACCCGUUGUAUGUCGUGGCACGUAGCAGCUUCAAUCUGCAGAUGCUGGGUUUCCGAGCCGCGUGCGUUGCAGACGAAACAAAUAAAUCCAUAUUUGCUGACGGGAGCCCAGCGACGAAGGAACCAAGCAGCUUCGGGGGAAGGAUGAUUGGCCGGGUGCGAGUGCCCAGGCCGCCAUCCCCCCC